This is a messenger RNA of Mya arenaria, 7656 nucleotides long. RefSeq lists its product as uncharacterized. The record is from RefSeq and is a predicted model, not a curated record. The coding region runs from base 118 to 4203 and encodes 1361 amino acids. Gene Ontology annotation, biological process: protein phosphorylation. The transcript has 14 exons. Gene Ontology annotation, molecular function: ATP binding; protein kinase activity. NCBI's taxonomy places the organism in Eukaryota, Metazoa, Mollusca, Bivalvia, Myida, Myidae.
UAAUGCACUUAUUACAUUACCUGUAAAAUGACAGGUAUUGUUAACAUGGUUAUUAAAUCGAAACUCCAUUAACUUUCUUCAAAUAUGUAAAACAUCUUUUCACAUAACAUUGAUAUAAUGCCGUACUCAGUUUUGACCAUAUUAGUCCUGCUAAAUUUUACUCUGGGUCUUUGCCAGGCCACCGUUGGGUGUUCCAACUGUUUGUAUGGCCUUUCAGAACACUGUGUACAGGAAGGUGAGGAGUUCUCCUGCCUGUUUGGCUGUAUGCCUGGCUGGGUAGGGGACACAUGUAACAGGACAUGUUCAAGCUCCAGAUGCAGGGAAUGUAUCAUCAAUGGAGGCCUUGAAGAAUGUACAAGGUGUAAUGCAGGACAAUAUGGCCGUUUCUGCAACAUAACAUGUAACACAAACUGCAAGGGGUUUAACAGCAUAAAUGACACAUGUGACUUCUACGGUAACUGUUUGUUCGGAUGUAAGCCAUUUUGGAGCGGCCCCAUGUGUGACCAACACAUUUGUCCCAUAGAGCGAUGUAAUCACUGUGGGAUGUCACUUACAAAUCAUAAAGAGUGCAAGCAAUGUCAUGAAGGAUAUUUCUGGGAAAAAGAGAGAGCAGUGUGCACACAUACACAUUGCACUAUUACGAACUGUUCGACCUGCAGCUUAAAUAAGUGCCAUGUGUGUCAAUCUGGUUUUUAUCCUGCCCUGAAUGGAGCAGUGUGUAACUCUUGUGAUGACCGCCACUGUAACGGUACAUGUAACCAGAGUACCGGGGACUGUCCAGAUGGCUGUAAGGCUGGCUGGUAUGGACAAGGCUCCUUCUGUAAUCUGGAGUGUAAGGUGAACAACUGUACACAGUGUGCCCUCGGGUUCAUGAACACAGAACUGUGCCUGCGAUGCAAUCCUGGCUACUAUGUGAAUGAUGGUGGCUGUACAAUAUGUCCCGAGAAUUGUAAAGACAACCUCUGUGAUGUGGCAAAAAGCACUUGUAAAAAUGGUUGUAAGGCUGGUUACCAUGGUGUCAAUUGCGAAUGGAAUUGUAACAGUGUCUGUGACAAUGGGGAAUGUGAUCCGGAUACUGGCAAUUGUAGCUGUAAGGAUGGCUGGUUUUCUGAUAGAUGUGACCGGUUGUGCCCCAAGUACUGUUCAUCUGACGGUUGUGCCUCAUACAAUGUCACUGUUGGCUGUGCCAGUUGUGAACCAGGCAGAUAUGGCAGAGACUGUGAACUGAAAUGCAGUUCUAACUGUAUGGCUCAACCCUCCAACAACUACAUAGACUGCAAUAAGUUGAACGGUUCCUGUGUUGGAUUGUGCAAGAGUGGAUUCUAUGGUCACAACUGCUCCACCACAUGUCCAGGUAGUUGUGGGGGCAGCUGUGAUCAGAACACAGGGAUGUGUAAUUCUAGCUGCGAUAUCCACAACUACGGCAAGCUGUGUCCCCCUUGCCCCCAGAACUGUGUACGUUCCCAGCAUGUCAAUAAUAGAACGUGUGAUAUGGACACAGGGAAAUGUAACCUAGGCUGUGUUGCAGGAUUCUAUGGGCCGUUUUGCAAUAUAACCUGUGAUGCAAACAAACAUUGUAAGGACAACAAAUGUGAUGAUUCAGGGAAAUGUGAGUUGGAGUGUGACCAAUAUGGUAUCUGUGUGGGUGACUGUCAGGCGGGCUUCUUUGGGCAGAAGUGUGACAAGAAAUGUAGCUCUACAUGCAUGGGUGGCGUUUGUUCGAAGGAAUUCGGUUCAUGUGUGUAUGGGUGCCUGGAUGUGGUGAUGUACGGUACUCAGUGUGACAAGCUGUGUCCGGUGACGUGUGUGAACCAGUCAUGUGACCGCCAGACUGGACACUGCAUCACUUGCGGGAUCGGCAAAUAUGGCAGCACCUGCACUGAUGGUUCCCAAAGUAGCAACCAAAUGAAUUCGGCUGAGAGAUCCAACCUUGCCAUUGCCCUUGGUGUGAGUGUUUCUGUGGUGCUGGUCAUCGUAGUCCUGGUGGCCAUUUUCUACUGGUGGAGGAGGAAAUCCCACAAGAUGACUUCACGUAAUGAACCUGAGCCAGCUGUGGUCUCCACAGCUACUAUUGAAGCCAUGGGCAGUGGACUGGAUGAGCCAGGUUCAGGGGACAGUGAUAGGGACAGUGCCCGCAGUGACAUCAAGCUGCUUGCAGAGGAGACAUCAAGUCUCCGGGUGACGUCAGUUUCGAGUCUCAGGGAGAGCCACCCCAACAGACUGUACGAGGGGCAGGUGCUGGUUGGAGGGACUUUCCAUGACUGCUGUGUCCACAUCACUCAUCUUGGGGAAGUAGAGUCAAAAUCCAAGGAAGUCUGGAGACGCCUUAUGAAUGAGACUGAGAUACAAAAGCUGUCAUGCUCACACUCAAAUGUUGUACAGCUCUUACAAACAUACCAAAAUAGGAGUAUAUUCUGUGUGGCGUUUGAUGUGUGUAUGAGGAACAGUCUCCAGGACUACCUGCUGGCCAUGCCCUCUGGUCGUAAAGGCAACCGAGACAUUGUCGUUCCAUUGACCAAGAUAUGUGUGGACAUUGCUGCCGCACUCGGCCAUUUGCACAGUCUGCAUGUGUUACAUCGACAGUUGAGGCUCUGCCAUGUGUACCUGACUGCUGCAGGGCAGGCGAAAUUGGGGGACUUCUACUGGGCAAAGAUGGUCUCUGGUACUGACACCCAGACAUUAGAGGAAUUUGUGGUUGAGGGCGGAAAGACGCGGCUGGCCCCAGAGACCCUGCUGAACUCACAUUACACAGAUAAGACCGACAUAUGGGGUCUUGGCCUGAUAUGCUGGGAGGUGAUGUCACUGGGGAAGGCCCCGUAUGCAGGUCUAGAUGAGCAGACGUACAGACAGACAGUGCUGGAUGGAUCACGCCCACCCAUGUGUGCCUAUAUGCAUAUGUACAUGUAUCGUGUGCUGAAGAGCUGCUGGCAAUAUUACCCGGAUGACAGACCAAAUGCAGAGCAAGUGCUCAACCAGCUCCUGGAUGUUCAGGGAAGAGUGUCUGAAUCUGAAGAAACUGCCUUAGAACAAGAAAGGCGCCAUGGACAACCAUUGAACUCGAGACAGCCUGUGAUCCAGUCCUGUGAUGCUGUUAGACAGAAACGACCACAAGGGUCGGAUGAUGUUCGCCAUUAUAGUCCUGCUAGUAAAUCCACUAUUGAUGCUCACCAAAAACAGCUGCCAAAAUCAAAAGAAGAUGUGUCUGUAAUCCUAAACCCUAAAUUUGGUGCACGGUUUGCUAACAAACAGUUUCCCUUGUAUGAAAACCAACAUUCCAAUAAAGCCGAAGUCUGUGAUCAAGAUACAUUUUCCACCAAACAUACUGGUUUUCCCAGUGCAAAUCCUGGUGCUACAGGCAGACCAAGUGCUCGACCAAAGGCCUCCUACCAGGAGCUACAACAGAAGGAUCAGCGGAAGUCACCUGCCCAGCAAAACCCAACCACCCAUCAUCACCCGACCACCCAGACCCAUCAUCACCCAACCACCCAGACCCAGCAUCGCCCAACCUCCAAGACCCAGCAUCGCCCAAAUACCCAGACCCAGCAUCACCCAACUACUGAACAUCCACCAAGCACUGAGACGCAGCAUCAACCAACCACCCAACAUCAACCAACCACACAACAUCAACCAACCACCCAACAUCAACCAACCACCCAACAUCAACCAACCACCCAGACCCAGCAUUAUCCAACUGCUGAACAUCCACCAAGCACUGAGACGCAGCAUCAACCAACCACCCAACAUCAACCAACCACCCAACAUCAACCAACCACCCAACAUCAACCAACCACCCAGACCCAGCAUCACCCAACUACUGAACAUCCACCAAGCACUGAGACGCAGCAUCACCCAACUACCCAACAUCAACCAACCACCCAGACCCAGCAUCACCCAACUGCUAAACAUCAGCCACAUGCUCAAUGGGGCCAGAUGCACAAUGAUCAGCAGAGGAAACAUGAACCCCUGGAGCGUCCUGGACAACUGUCAGCACACAAUAAGCAGAAGAAUGACAAACUUCAGGACAAAUACACCAACCACUUCAGUAACCCUUCCGAUACAGGAGUUUUCCCAGCCAACUACUUGAUGAAUAACCCUGAAAGAAACCAUGAUUGCACAUCAUCCACCACUCCUCAGCAGGCAUUGAGGCCGGCUGAAAACGGUGUAAAGUUGGCAGACAGUGAAAUCCUUGAGACAGAAAUAUAAUGAAUCUCAAAAUGGCAGUUCCAUAUAUACUCAUUUCCGUAUCUAGACUAAAAUGGCAACUUAGCUGUCAAUUGUUUAUAUUUGUGGAGAAAGUUUAUUUGGGCUAUUUGCCAUACUUUAGUUAAUGCUUUUAUAUAUUAAUUAACCAUAGGUUGACUUCCAAUAAGCAGAGAUUUAUUGGGAACAUGCAGUACGAAAAUCAAAGAUCUGAGAGUAAUUUGCCUUGUAUAUUCUUGUACUCAUAUUGCAGCCAUAAACAAGUUUAUGUUUUAAUACAGUAAAACUGCAGUGGUUCAAACAAGCGUUCGUUUGAAAACCAGCGAUCAGUUGAGGUGAAAGCUAAGUCCUGAGCAUUAUUCCUUCUAUAUUCAUAUAAAUAUACUGCCGCUGGAUCGAAACCUAAAUAAGUGAAGGAGUCGAGCACCAUUGCCGGUCCUGAAUACACAAAUCAUGCACAAAACCUUAUGGUUACCUCAAGGUCAUUAUUCCACACAAUUUUCCGAAUGCAUGUUCCAAAAAAACAAGCAAUUGGCAGGUUUUUAAGUUUUCACAAGUUGUAAAAAUUGCAAUGACAGAUGAAAGUGAAUUUGAAACGUGUGAAAAACCGAUUAAAACCGUUUAUAUUUGAUAAGGGCAUUUGAGAAGAUACUUGUGAAAAGUUAAUGAUGAAAAUUUAAUCAUAAUGUUGUUUGUUUACAAAAUAAGUGUUCUUUGAAAAGAUAAACUUUGUUAUUAUCCUUUUAUAUUUUUUUCUUUUCCAUUAAGUAUACGACAGCUUUUGAGCAUGUGAGCAAUUUCCACAAUGCUAUAAAUAAAUAAUCGGUGCCGAAACUAACGACUUAAAAAAUAUAUUGAAAAACGUUUCAUAAUAGAUUAAAAUUGGUCUUUCGAAACAUCGGAUUACUAGAGGUUUUAGCUUGUUUCCCGGCGUCCUCGAGCAAUCGCAGUUUUACUGUAAAACUAUUUUAUUUUGUAACUGUAUCAUAGGACACACCAGCCUGUAUUGUCACUUGUGAUAUAAUUCUAUCACAUUUAGUACAGCUAUGAAGCCAUAUUACUUAAGAAAUAAUGCAUAAUGAUGAAAUUGUAUUUCUAUUUGAUGUCCCUUGUUUGGCAAAUCAAGAAAUACUUUGUAUAUAUUUUGUGCCAUGAUAUUAUUGAAAAUUAUAACUACAGCGCAUUUUAAUAUGUAUGUGUAUCCAACAAUUAUAUAUGAAAGUGUCAAGUUUGAAGUUAUAUUUUCUACGCAGACUAUGUUUAUGUGUGACCCUCGUAAACUUUGCUUGUCUGUAUAGCCUUAACCAUGCGCCUCUAAACAGGCUCUGUGUUUAUUGUUUGACCAAGUACUGGGCUUGUCUCUGUAGUUUCCAAUGUAAUAGUUCAAGGACAGUAUUCAGAUUAUAGAUUUGUUGCUGUAAUUUAUUACAUGUUAUUUUAUAUUCUAUAAAGGCCCCACAAUUUUCAUUGUGGAUGCUCUAUAUUAAUCAUCUUGUCAUGGCAUUCUGUAAGUUUCUAAUUAUUUUCUUUACAACUUUAAAACUAAAGACAUCAGCUAAAAACUUCAAAAUAGUUCAUCACAGUAACACCUUUUUUACCACAAGUAACAUAACUGUAAUGUGAAUAUCGAUAAGUGUAGAACCCGGUAUAAACAUAUUCAAAUUGAACAAGUGAAUUUACUUUUUUAUGCCCCCCCCCCUUCGAAGAAGAGGGGUAUAUUGCUUUGCACAUGUUGGUCGGUCGGUCGGUAGGUCGGUCCGUCGGAAGAUUAAAGCUUGUCUGAGUGAUAAUUUAACAAUUCCUUGACAUCAUCAAACUUGACAUGAAGAUAGGGCCUGACCAGUAGAUGACCCCUAUUGAUUUUAGGGGUCAUCGGGGCAAAAUGGUAAAAGGAUUUUAAAGCUUGUCCGAGUGAUUAAUCAAUAACGCCUAGACCUAUGUUCAUCAAACUUGACAUGGGGGCUGGGCCUGACCAGUAGAUGACCCCUAUCGUUUAUAGGGGUCAUCGGGUCAAAGUCACAGUGACCUUGAAUAAUAAAAGGUUGUCCGAUUGGUAAUUUUACAAUGCCUGCACCUAUGGCCCUUAAUCUUGAUUUGGAGCUUGGGUCUGACCAGUACAUGACCCCUAUUGAUUUUGGGGUUCAUCGGGCCAAAGGUCAAGGACACAUUGACCUUGAAUGAUUAAAAGUUGUCCGAGUGAUAACUCGACAAUGCCAUCACCCAUGGCCCUCAAAAUUGACUUAGAGGUUCGGCCUGACCAGUUAAUGACCCCUAUUUGUCUGGGGUCGUCGGGCCAAAGGUCAAGGUUACAUUGACCUUGAAGGCAAACUCGACAAUUCCUGGACCUAUGGUCAUCAAACUUGACAUGAAGGUUGGGCCUGACCAGUAGAUGACCCCUCUUGAUUUUGGGUUUUAUCAGGUCAAAAGUGACUUUUAACACGAAAAAGUUAACAAAGCUUCUCCCAGUGAUAUCUCAACAAAGCCUGUACCUAUGAUCAUCAAACUUGAUUAGGGGGUUUGGCCUUUUAAUCUAAGUGGUCAUCGGAUCAAAGGUCAUGGUCACAGUGACCUUGAACGCAAAAAGCUUGUCUGUGUGAUAACUUGACCUUGCCUGCACCCAUGACCCUAAAACUUCACUUGGAGGUCCAUGCAUAUUUCAUUUAAUUGUCCAAAUAAUUCUGACAACAUGGCGCUCUGGGGAAUAAUGUUUGAAAAACAUCUCUUGUAUUAUAAGUUUUUGAGGAUUAGAUGAAAUAUAUCACAUUGUGAACUGGUGUGACUGGUUAGUUUUUGAAAUUGUUUAGUUGUAUAAAAAAAAGUUAGAGCACUAUGUACUGAAAGAUGUGAAUGAAAAUUGAAACAACGAUUACGAGCAAUUAUAUAUUGAACUCAUGAACAUUUGAAGAACUACAACUCUGUGGCUUGUGAUACUAAUUGAGGCAGUGAUGCAAAAUAAUUUAUUUUUCAUCAGAGCUUGAAAAGUAUGAGAUGAAAGUGAAUCAUUAAUUUAUGGCAAUGUUGACUUGUUACAUUUUAAAAACCAUAAAUCUGAUACCUCUUGUUUAUAAAUUGCUUCCCUGUACAAACAAAGUAUGUUUGAAAAUUAUUCAUAACUUAUGCCAGUGUUGACUGGACAUAUUUUAAGGACCAUAAAUUUGUGACCAGUGGUUAAUGCUGUGUUUCUUGAAUAAUUAUGGAAUAUAAAAAAUAAUAUUUGGGCAUAGCUUUUGGCAUGUAGUUUAAAGUGCUAGCUUGGUGGUCUAUUUUUGUUUAUGUCUUGCAAUACAUGACUGUAUUUUGUUUGUUGUAGAUUGAUGUUAUACGGAGCGUUUUGUUAAUAAAAGAAAUACUAAAACAUUGAUGUUUGUAUUCUCUAUAUUUGUAAAUGAGAGCAGUUCUUUUUGCUAAUUUCUGUAAAGUUAACAAAUAUGACAAAUAAUAAACAGGUAUUUUAUA